AUGCCGUCGCCAAUUGCUUUGGAGGAGUGGAUAAGGUCACCGGUCGAAUGCAAUGUCAUCAGCUACGACUCUCCGUUGGAGGAUACACCGCUGGACUCGACUGCAGGUUCUCAUUCGCGUCACUAUGCUGCCAGGAACUGCGCCCAAAAUGCCUAUUCGAUGCUCUUCAUUGAAGCCACGACAACACAUCCAAGCUUUUCCAAUUCCUCCUUACGAUGGCCCUGUCGGCACGAGCGGGUCCGCCCGGUUUCAAAUCAGCCUCGCGACUCCGACCCCCAUCAUGCCAUCAUUCAUCAUAAGCUUCUGGAUACAGUUCCAAACCCGGCCCCCAUAUCGCAAAGUACGAACGAGUGUAUGGGCAACCUUCCAUUUGCAAUUUUCUAUGCUCAAGAGCUACUAUCACCGGCGCGCCACCAUUUGACACGCCAACCCAACGGUCUUAGGUAUAUCAAGCCUGGCUCAAGCAUCUUGAGCUUGAUGUGCUGUCCCACGAUGGUUGUGCGCUGCUUUUGGCACAACCUGAUCAGCUUCAAAUGGUUUGAGUAUAUCCGUUGA
Exophiala xenobiotica is the source of this 555-nucleotide messenger RNA. RefSeq lists its product as uncharacterized. The transcript has a single exon. Lineage: Eukaryota; Fungi; Ascomycota; Eurotiomycetes; Chaetothyriales; Herpotrichiellaceae. The record is from RefSeq and is a predicted model, not a curated record. The coding region runs from base 1 to 555 and encodes 184 amino acids.